This is a messenger RNA of Agrilus planipennis (emerald ash borer), 587 nucleotides long. RefSeq lists its product as uncharacterized. Lineage: Eukaryota; Metazoa; Arthropoda; Insecta; Coleoptera; Buprestidae. The record is from RefSeq and is a predicted model, not a curated record. The transcript is spliced from 2 exons. The coding region runs from base 100 to 381 and encodes 93 amino acids.
AUUAUCUUUAUUCAUAAAAAUGAAGGUUGUACCGACAUAUAAAAGCUGUGUAACCAUUAUUGGCACCAAUCAGUUAGAAAACUAGCAGCAGAUACCACCAUGAAAGCUUUCGUUGCCUUCUUCUUCUUCUUCGUCGCCAUCUCAAUGGCCAGUGCCUCCUUGUGGGGAGGAGUAUUAGGAGGAACUUUGGUUGGACCUGGUGCCCCUGGUGUUUUAAUCAAGGGACCUGCUGCUCAAGGGGCUCUUAUUGGACCUGACGGAAGCCACAUCGCUGCCGUAGCUGACGCAGGUGCUCUUGCUGCUGCCCCACUUCCAGGUGGUGUUGUAUCCGGUGCUGUUGCUCCAGGAGUCAUUGGUAUUGGACACGGUCAUCUUUGGUAAAGUUAAAUGACUACCAUCGCCGCCACCAUGCCAAAAAGCGCAGGAGCAAAUCUCUUCUCUGCUGUGUUCUAUUUCUUCUUUCUUUCUUUACCAUUUUCUAUCUGUACAUGAAUGUUUUUGUCACUGUUCCCUCCAGUUGUUACCUUUGUCUCUACUUCUUUUCAAUUUUAUUUCACCUUUCAGCACCAAUAAACACUUAAACUAAA